Entrophospora sp. SA101 is the source of this 1183-nucleotide messenger RNA. The record is from the annotation of a GenBank genome assembly. Lineage: Eukaryota; Fungi; Glomeromycota; Glomeromycetes; Entrophosporales; Entrophosporaceae.
AUGCCUUAUUCAAGUCUCUUCCGUUCAGAAGAGAUGUCGCUCAUUCAACUCUACAUUCCAUCAGAAACUGUCCAACCAACAAUGGCGGAAUUAGGAGAACUUGGCCUAAUACAAUUUCGAGAUUUGAAUCCUGAUGUAAACGCUUUUCAAAGAGCUUUUGUAAGUGAAGUUAGACGUUUUGAUGAAAUAGAAAGACGACUUCGAUAUUUUAGUGUACAAAUUGCAAAAACGGAUAUUCCUAUUUAUCCUUUGACUGGAGCACGCGCAAGGAGUGUUCAAGAACUUAACGAGCUUGAAGAGACAAUUAACCAACAUGAGCAACGUAUCAUACAAAUGAAUAACUCAUAUGAAACUUUACAAAAAAGGUACCUAGAAUUGACUGAGGCUAGACAUGUAUUACAAGAAACGGCUAUAUUUUUUGAAGAAGUGAAAAAUCGUCAAGACAUACGACAAUCCUUAGAUGAGCCUACAGCACCAUUGUUAGACCAUACUGAUGUUGAACAGGGAGAAUCUUUGGUUUUUCGUCACGCCAACUUUAGGUUUGUAACGGGUGUUAUAUUAAGAACAAAAAUGCAAAUAUUUGAACGAAUCCUUUGGCGUGCAUUACGUGGCAACUUUUAUAUCAAUCAUGCAGAAAUUGAUGAACUAAUUACUGAUCCAGAAACAGACGAAGUUUUAGAAAAAAACGUUUUUAUAAUUUUCUCCCAUGGACAAGAAAUAUUAAAUAAAAUUAAAAAAAUUUCUGAAUCACUGGGAGCUACACUUUAUCCUGUAGAUGAUAAUCCUGAUCAAAGACAUCAAACCCUAAUGGAAAUUACUACAAGCAUUAAUGACCUGAAUUCUGUUCUACAAAGUACAAAUCAGGCUCGUAGAACUGAAUUAUUAAAAGUUGCAGAGAAUUUAUCAAUUUGGUUUACCAUUAUUAAGAAAGAAAAGGCAAUUUAUCAUGCAAUGAAUUUGUUUAAUUAUGAUAGUACUAGAAAAUGUUUGAUUGCUGAAGGAUGGUGCCCAACUAAUGAUAUUGGCCAAAUUCAUAAUGCCUUGAGAGAACAAUCACGUUCUAUGGUACCUUCAAUCCUCAAUGAACUUCGUACAACUAAAGAACCACCCACCUUCCAUCGUGUUAAUAAGUUUACUGGAGGAUUUCAAGAAAUUGUCGAUGCCUAUGGUAUUGCAAAAUAUC